Cladophialophora carrionii CBS 160.54 is the source of this 1518-nucleotide messenger RNA. Its product is annotated as allophanate hydrolase. The coding region runs from base 1 to 1518 and encodes 505 amino acids. The transcript has a single exon. Lineage: Eukaryota; Fungi; Ascomycota; Eurotiomycetes; Chaetothyriales; Herpotrichiellaceae. The record is from RefSeq and is a predicted model, not a curated record. Gene Ontology annotation, molecular function: catalytic activity.
AUGGGCUCGAUCUUAAAUCCGACCCCCACCCCGCCAUCCUCAGGCGACAUUCUCAGCCUCAACGUCGAGGACCUCCACGCAAGCUAUACCGCCCGAAAGCUCUCGCCCGUGGACGUCAUCCGGCACGUCUACGCGAAGAUAUCGACGUACCCUGAUCCCGCCGUCUGGAUCUACCUGGUCCCGCUGGCCGAAGCGCUGACCCGAGCCGAGGAGCUCGUGGCCACAUAUUACCAACAUGACAGCCAUGACGACCGCUCAACGGACCCUCUGUCCCUCCCGCCACUGUUCGGAAUGCCCUUCUCGGUCAAAGACUCGAUCGACAUCGCAGGUCUAUCCACCACCCUGGCGUGCCCGAGUUUCGCGUACACGGCGACGGAAACGGCACCCGUGAUCGCCAGGAUCCUCGCCGCGGGAGGGAUUCUCAUCGGGAAAACCAACCUCGACCAAUUCGCCACGGGGCUCGCCGGGGUGCGGUCCCCCUACGGCGCACCCCGCUGCGUGUUCGACGGCGAGUACAUCUCCGGGGGCAGCUCUUCGGGCUCCGCCGUCAGCGUGGCCGCCUCGUUGGUCUCCUUCACCGUGUGCACGGACACGGGCGGCAGCACGCGCGUGCCCGCGGCGCUGAACGGGCUCGUCGGCCUGAAACCCACGCUCGGCACCGUCAGCGCCGUGGGCUUGGUGCCCGCGUGCAAGAACAUCGACUGCGUGUGCGUCAUGGGGCGGACCGUGCGAGAUGUCCACACCGUGUGGGAUGUGAUUCGGGCGUUUGACGAGCGCGACGUCUUUGCGCGCCGACACGUGCCGGAGUGGCCUGCGUGGGGCGAUCCCGUGCGGUUCGCGAUCCCGCCUGCCCACGAGCUGCACGAUCAUCUUUCCCCGGCGUACGCGGCGCUGUUUGGGAAAGUUGUUGCUACGUUGAGGAGUCAGAGUCAGAGUGACCAUUCCCCAUGGUGUAUCGAGGCCGGCACCGCCACCAGUAACUUUGACUACCACCCCUUCGCGGCCGCGAACCAAAUGCUGUACGACUCGUCGAUCGUGGCCCAGCGCCUGCUGGCCUUUGACGCGUACAUUUCCUCGCACGGCCUGGACGCGGACGACCUGCACCCGGCCAUCCGCACGACUUUCCAGCAGGCGCUGGACAACGGGUUCAGCGCCGUGCGUGCGUACGACGACAUUUUCAGGCUCGCAGGGCUGAGACGCCACGCCGAGGUCCAGUUCCGCGAGUGUGUCGACGUGCUGGUCGUGCCCAGCACGGUCGACCACUUCACCGUCGCGCAGCUGGACGAGGAACCCAUGGUGCGGAACAAGGUCAUGGGCCGGUUCACGAAUUUCGUCAAUCUGCUCGAUCUCGCCGCCGUGAGUGUGCCCGUGGGUUGGUGGAUCGGGGGAAAUGGCAAGAAGUUGCCCUUUGGCGUUACCGUCGUUGGACAGGCCGGGAAAGAUAGGGAGAUUAUGGCUUUUGGGGAGAGGGUCAUGAGGAUGAUGGCUGCGGAGGAGGCGGUGUGGAAGGGGUCAUGA